AAAUUACCUUUUGCUCUGAUCCCGAGUGGAAAACCAACUCAGCAGCACAAGUCAGAGAAACUCAUCAGAGUGAUCAGAGAGGAUCCAUACCGAAGCGAGGCAGCAGAGGGAGAGAAGAAGAAGAAGAACACAGAAAGACGGGAUAUUCGCUUCUUCUCUCUUCCUUCAAUCUCUUUUCUUUCCUUCUUCCCUUGAAAUUCUUCUCUCCUUUUCUUCUUCUUUCCUUACCAAUUUCCGUCAUCCUUCAUCCUUCAUCAGCAUCGACUCAUUCAAUUUGCUGGAUUUGGGUCACUCAGUCAAUCAGGUAAAAAAAAAAAAAAACAAUUUCUUCUUAUCUCAUCCUUACCCUUUGCUGAUUUAUUGGCUUUUUCAUUGAUACUUUCAUUAAUUCUACUCCGUGAUGGGAUAUCAUGAUUCUUUUUUUCUUUCCCCCUUUUUUCUUUUCUCGUUCUUCGCAUGAAUUAUGUUGCUUUCUGCUCUUUCUGAAUUGGGAUUGGAUUAGGAUUUUAAAAUUGGAAUUACUUGUUGACUUGCAGUCUAAUCACCAUCCCUGUUUAUGCUUGGCAGUCGAGGACUCAUUGUUUAGUAUUAUUUUUUUCUCAUGUAAAAUUCAUUGUUGUUGUGUUGAGAUAAAUUUGUAUCUUUCUGGUUGUAAUAUUCAUAAAGCUUUUCUUCUAAUUUGUUUCAGCGUUGAGGUCCAUUUGAGGAGAUUUGUGGGCUGUGGCUCUGUCCUUGAGAAUUUGGUGCGCUUCCCUUUGUAACACAACUUAGAAUCUGGCUCUGAAAUGAGGGCCACUUUUAGGCCCUUUAGGCAUCUUAGAUCAGCCAAUAAAUACAGAGAAUAUACCAUCUCAAAUGGGUUGAGCGGUAGACAGCAUUUUGGGGUCUAUGGGAUCCGGAAAAGCUCGCAUUUUUGGAUUAAUAAGAAUGGUGGGUUCGCCUAUUCAAUGCUCCACUAUUCAGAUAUUUGGAGAUGUCAGCGACCGUCUUAUGUGAUUUCCAGUGCGUUGCAUACAGAUGCUGCUGCAGUAGCUGAUGGAGAGAUACUCAGGGGAGGACCUCUUGUGGAGUAUGAGCGAAGAAUUGCUAAUGGUGAACUGGUGGAUGGAGAUAUUUGUCAGUUAGGAACACUAAAAGAGCUUCAGAGACUCUAUGAUGAGCUGGUUGAGAAAGCUGAUGUCUGCAAGCUUGAUCGAUAUAUGACUUCUGAGAAAGCAGGGAGGAGCAGGUGGUUAUGGUCGCGUUUCAUACCACAGUCUUCAUAUUCUCCAGUUAAAGGGCUCUAUCUUUACGGAGGUGUUGGCACAGGCAAAACUAUGUUAAUGGACUUGUUUUUUGAUCAGUUACCUAGCAAUUGGAGGAAGAAAAGAAUUCAUUUUCACGACUUCAUGCUCAAUGUGCACAGCCGCUUGCAAAAGCACAAAGGUGUGUCAGAUCCUUUGGAAGUCGUUGCAGGAGAAAUAGCGGACGAAUCAAUUUUGUUAUGUCUUGAUGAAUUCAUGGUUACAGACGUUGCUGAUGCACUAAUUCUUAAUCGUUUGUUUAAACAUUUAUUCAGCAAUGGAUGUAUCCUUGUUUCCACAUCAAACCGUGCUCCAGAUAAUCUUUAUGAAGGUGGCCUGCAAAGGGAUCUUUUUCUGCCAUUCAUCGCUACUCUGAAGGAGAGAUGUGUGGUUCAUGAAAUAGGAUCAUCAGUAGACUACCGCAAGAUGACUUCGGUGCAGCAAGGUUUCUACUUUAUUGGGAAAGACUUGUCCUCCUUUCUCAAGCAAAAGUUUCACGAGUUGAUUGGUGAAGAGAGACCUGUUCCACAAGUGGUGGAGGUAGUGAUGGGGAGGACUCUGCAUGUUCCUCUAGGUGCCAAUGGUUGUGCCUACUUCCCUUUUGAAGAGCUCUGUGAUAGACCUCUAGGUGCAGCGGAUUAUUUUGGAUUGUUUAAGAAAUUUCACACUCUUGCUUUGGAUGGCGUGCCAGUUUUUGGACUCUCCAACAGGACUGCUGCAUACCGGUUUGUCACCUUGGUUGAUGUGAUGUAUGAAAAUAGAGCUAGACUGCUGUGCACGGCUGAGGGGAGUCCAAUGGAGCUUUUUGAGAAGAUAAUGACUAUUGCUGAUGCCCAGCAAAUGUCACCCAGAACAUCAUCUAGAUCAAGGAAAAGCGAUGUUUCGGACCUUUGUGUGGACAAUGAGCUUGGAUUUGCAAAGGAUCGCACUAUUAGCAGGUUGACAGAGAUGAACAGCAAGGAGUAUCUAGAGCAACACGCUGCAAUGUUGGUGGACAAGCCACGUUGGCGCUAAGGUCGCAGCAGGAUAAAUACUCGAGGGUUAAUGCACUGACAUUGUUUUGUAAAACCCUCCUGCGACUGGGAGCUGCUGUUGUGUGUAAAUCAUACAAUCAUGGUGACUGUUGUAUACGUCUAACCUCAGAAAGUACAUUCUGAUGAAAAUCCUUCAUUGUUUAAUAAGGUUCAUCAUCUGAUAACUUAUUUAUCAGUAACAUCAUUUCCAGAAACCAUAUUCUCAAGCCCAAUUUAUCACCGUUUCUAUGUAUUUGCAAACGGGGAAUGAGAAUUAUUGCGGCUGUCAUCCCCAAAAUUGAGUCAACAAAGAGGGUUUUCUUCAACCGGUGAGAUUUUAACUAAUUGCGGCAAUAGAUGGGACGCCUAAAUUACUACUACUUGUUUCAAGACAAGUAACUUUGGAUUAUUUAGUGGCAUUUUGAAAUCAAAUAAAAACAAUAUUGCUUGUAAAAAAGUUCAUUCUGUUCUGAGAAUAGAAGAAAUAUGGUGAUGAUAUAUUUUCAAAAUGCACACCAAUCUAAGACACAGGACCAACACUUCUACUACUCCUUUUCGCAUAAUAGGUUGGAUCUUUUUUAUGAAAGUAUGAAAC
This is a messenger RNA of Oldenlandia corymbosa var. corymbosa, 2891 nucleotides long. The record is from the annotation of a GenBank genome assembly. Lineage: Eukaryota; Viridiplantae; Streptophyta; Magnoliopsida; Gentianales; Rubiaceae.